This is a messenger RNA of Musa acuminata AAA Group (dessert banana), 2640 nucleotides long. RefSeq names its product protein RETICULATA-RELATED 1, chloroplastic-like. The record is from RefSeq and is a predicted model, not a curated record. Gene Ontology annotation, biological process: plant organ development. The transcript is spliced from 8 exons. Gene Ontology annotation, cellular component: chloroplast inner membrane. NCBI's taxonomy places the organism in Eukaryota, Viridiplantae, Streptophyta, Magnoliopsida, Zingiberales, Musaceae. Bases 60 to 1277 code for a protein of 405 amino acids.
AAGCGCCGCCAAGGGUUCCGUAUUCCACUUCUCCCCGCUCGAGACAGCACGAGACGGCGAUGGCGUUCUCCUCCUCCUUCGCCCCCUCGGGAGCCUUCUACUACGACCCCUCCUCCCUUCCCGCAUCUCUCGGCACCCCCCGCAUCGGCUCCGUCGAGGUCAGGGCUUUAGCGUUCCGAUCCAACCCCAACCCCGCUCUCGCUUCUUCCCCGAAAGAAGCCGUCUUUUUGGCCGCUUUUUUAGCUCGAGGCGAUGGGGGUUUCGCCCAGACGAGGAAAUGGAGUUGCUUUGCGGGCCUUGAUGGUGAUAAUGGUGCCGGCGAUGACGGAGGAUCCGGCGAUCGAGCUGGCGGCGGAGAUGGCGGAGACGAAGGCGACGGUGAGGACGGUAGCGACGAGGCCGAGUUCGGCCCGGUGAUGAAGUUCGAGGAGGUGAUUCGGGAGACGGAGGCGCGUGGCGCGAGCCUGCCACCUGAUCUGUUGGAGGCGGCCAAGAGCAUUGGGAUUCGCAGGGUUCUUCUCUCGAGAUAUUUGGAUUUGCAGGGGUCAUGGUGGCCGAUUGGUGUUGCCAUCAGGCAUUGCUCGUUGCUUCGGAAUCGGAUGCUUGCCGACCCAUCGUUCCUUUUUAAAGUGGCAACGGAGAUAGUUAUUGAUUCUUGUUGUGCGACGUUCGCGGAGGUUCAAAAGAGGGGAAAGGAUUUUUGGACGGAGUUUGAAUUGUACGCUGCAGAUCUUCUGGUCGGGAUAGUUGUCGACAUUGCUCUAGUGGGUUUAUUGGCUCCCUAUGUAAGAAUUGGACGGCCAUCUGUGUCAGCAUCUACUGGGUUUUGGGGAAGCCUCAAGCGUGGUUUUGAAGCUUUGCCUAGUAGUGUUUUUGAAGCUGAAAGACCAGGCUGCAAAUUUACUAUUCGGCAACGGAUUGGGACAUACUUUUACAAGGGAGUUCUAUAUGGAUCAGUUGGAUUUGUUUGUGGUAUUGUAGGCCAAGGCAUUGCCAACCUAAUAAUGACUGCUAAGCGGAGUGUAAGGAAAUCUGAUGAAGAUAUACCUGUUCCACCACUUGUUAAAAGUGCUGUUCUUUGGGGUGUCUUUCUAGCAGUAUCUUCUAAUACUCGCUAUCAGAUUAUUAAUGGCCUAGAGUGUGUGGUUGAGGCAUCACCAUUUGCCAAACGCAUCCCACCUGUUGCUAUGGCUUUCACAGUUGGAGUUCGUUUUGCCAACAACAUCUAUGGGGGUAUGCAGUUUGUGGAUUGGGCUCGAUGGAGUGGCGUUCAAUGAGGGUAUAGAAAGACCCUAUUAUUGGAAAGCCUGCAGUGUUAUUACUAAAGCGAUAUUAUCACAUUGCUUUUGUUGAUGAUGUUUUCCAGUGCCAUGCAGCAAUUGGCAUCAGGUCACAGGGUGGUUCAACAAAGAGAAGUUUGUUAUCUGAGUGAGGGAACUGAGAAAAUUGCUUCUUUAUCAUCUUCUUCUUGCAUUUCAAUCAUCGGAUGGCUGAUGUCCCAUUAAUAUUAUCUUAUUGUAAGAUUAUUCUUUCAACCAGGUUCUAGGAUGUUAGAUUUUUCUUGAAUUCAAAUUUUUCAUUGGAGCUGCGCACAGGACAUCAGCAAACAGGAUGUAAUUAUAUAACUUGUUCCUGUAGAAUCACACAGACACCUCAUCCAUGAAGAACACGAGGCUAGAUUGGUUUUUUAUCAUCUGAUUGCAGAUAUAACUAGGACUCUCCCCCUGCUAGAAGUCUAAUUUCAGUGUCUAUGAAUCUUUAGGCUGUGUUCCCAUGCCUGAACUCAAGUAACUCCGAUUCCAUAUGUUCUUAUUUUAGACUGUGUUCCUCUAUGAUCAUUUGCUGAUUUAUUAUCUUCAAUCAUAUCUUGGUUGUCUCAGUUCACUGGCAUAAGGAGCAAAAUCUCACCAUGGGACAAAUGACUGAUUCACUCUCAGACCUUACUCUCAACUUUUGCUCCUAACUAUUUUUAGAUUUUGCAGGAUUUAUCUGACUCUUUUGACAGAUUCUCCCCUCCUUGUGGUGAUCCUCCUUGAUGAGUUUUCAAUGUGAAACAAAUUCACUGCAAAUAUAGCAUCUAUGUUGAUGCACAGAGGCACACAGCUUUGUCCUACCUAGCAGCACAAUGAAUAGAAACUAUUGAUUGGUUACCAUUGACAUGUUUACAAAGUAACCUUAAAGAGAAGUGCCUUCCCCUCUUGGCAAGUUGGAAGAUUUAUGUGCAUAUGAUGGAUUCCAAUGCUGCAUAUGGUACUAAGUGCACAAAUGCACUCAGAACUCGUACAUACCUCUUUGCUAAGCAGCUGAUUCUUUCCUCCUUCACCUGCUGGUCGAAACAUAUGCUGUUCAUACCAUCCUUUCAUCAUGUUUACUUGGACAGUCUAAUGCAAAUGGACUAUCAAGCUUGAUCAAUUCUUUCAGUCUUAUUCCAACUCAACAAUUGAUGCCUGAGAGGAGAGAAUACCAGUAGGUGACAUUGUUGACUAUAUCCGUCAUAUGGAUAGCUGCUCUUCUGUUGGUGCAUUCUUAGUGCCAUGGAGCAGCAUUUGCAUGCAGUGUUGACUCAUGAUGGUCUUGAAUGUAAUAUGAACAAAGUAUCUACUGAUUUAUAUAUAUACAUACAGAUCAGUUGGCCUUGAA